Molecule: messenger RNA, 510 nt
Organism: Neolamprologus brichardi
Lineage: Eukaryota; Metazoa; Chordata; Actinopteri; Cichliformes; Cichlidae
Source: RefSeq, a predicted model, not a curated record
AUGAGUAGUGCGUUCUGGAGGAUUCUCAUGCAAGGACCUCCUGACACACCAUAUGAGAAAGGAGUGUUUGAGCUGUACUGCCAGUUUGGUCCUGAAUACCCAGUGAAGCCUCCGCUCGUUCGCUUUGUCACACGUGUGUACCACUGCAAUGUCAACAGUGUUGGCCGCAUCUGCCACAACAUAUUUGAUCGCAGCUACAACGCCCACGUCACCAUGAGGGACAUAUUUGAUGCUGUGUAUGGACUCCUCAUCAUCCCUGAGCCUGAUGACCCACUGGACAGCAUUUUAGCCGAGGAAUUCCUGACGAGCCGUGAGACGUACGAACGAGAAGCCAGAAAGCACACGGGAGAACAUGCUGGAAAGUCAAUGGAUAGCAUGGAGGAGAAACUGGUUGAUCCUGUGCCAGAGUUUAUACCACAACAUCUGAUUUGUCCUCUAACCAAGAAGAUGUUUGUUGAUCCUGUGAAAACAGUAUAUGGCACCGUGUAUGAACGGAAAGCCAUUGAGGAA